AUGUUUCGAAUUAGCUCGAUUUGCUUCCCUAAGGCGGGAUGCGAGGAGAUUACGCGCCAGGCGCGCCGCAUAGUGCUCAAGCCACAGGAGUACUUUGCACAACACCGCAUGCAGGUAUGGCAGAUGCGCUUCAAGGAGAUGGGUCCUCCCUUCUCGCGUGUGUGGGUGGCGCUCGGGGGCAAGAUGCGCCGCCGCCGUAUUGGCCGGCAAAUCGACGUGAAGGACAUGCGGUACUACUGGCGCCCCAUCGAGCCGCAGUACCAGCGCCUGUACAUGUCUCGCCUUCGUACCAAGGACCGCUCGAACAAGCGCGUGCAGCCGAUGCGUCUGCGAGCGACCAACACCGACAUUGGUCACGCCUCCUCAUUAAAGGAGUGGGAGCGUGCUAGCAACCGAAAGUACGGCGCCGCCCUCGCGCCUCCCAAGAAGCGUGACUUUGAGUUUCGCGUCUUUUGA
Messenger RNA from Leishmania braziliensis MHOM/BR/75/M2904, 456 nucleotides. RefSeq lists its product as hypothetical. The record is from RefSeq and is a predicted model, not a curated record. The transcript has a single exon. Bases 1 to 456 code for a protein of 151 amino acids. NCBI's taxonomy places the organism in Eukaryota, Euglenozoa, Kinetoplastea, Trypanosomatida, Trypanosomatidae.